CAAAGCUAUACCCUGGUUGCUCUCAUAUAUCUUCCGUGCGAAACCCGGUUCCGCGCCCACGCCCGCGUCAGAGCUAGCUCGAAUACACCGCUCCGUCCUCCAUCACACCCUAUCUAGAGCUUGCAGAACAAUAUGGCCAAGUCCGGCAUGCCUGAUCCGUCUGGUUUCGGUUCUGGUUCCUGUUCUACCUCCGUCGAUGCCCAUGUCCAGGUCGCAGAGCAACUGAUCGCAGAGCUGGAUACUAUGGCUCGAAGCACUCAUAUCGAUGAACUACGCACCGCGAUCAAGGAUAUGCAAGACAUGGUUCUUGCAGCAAGAGACGCGGCGAAUCGCGCUAGCCAAUGCCGCAAAGUUUGCAUGCGGUGGUACGAGUUAAUCAAGGCUGCGGUGAUGUCGUGUCCUCCGGAGCCAAAUCAAGAAAUCAUGGAUUGUAUCGCUCGUAUCCACAAGGAGCUGCAGCAAUCCCGGACAGAUCUAUGCAAGGUUGCAAGUCGUGAACCUAGCACAGGCCUAAGCUUGAGGCGGCUCACGAACUCAACCUCUGACGAAUUCCUCAUGUCUCGGACGGAGGAAAGGGUGGACUACUCGAUCAAGCUCGCCCAGAAAGCCGAACUGUUCCCUCCAGAGUAUUCGAUGCCCGUUCCCAAGCUGGAACCCUGGAACUACCACCUCUCGAAAAACCCCGACCUUCUGAUGCGAUCCGCACUAUGGUGGUUUGGGUAA
Molecule: messenger RNA, 723 nt
Organism: Punctularia strigosozonata HHB-11173 SS5
Lineage: Eukaryota; Fungi; Basidiomycota; Agaricomycetes; Corticiales; Punctulariaceae
Exons: 4
Coding region: 133-723 (196 amino acids)
Source: RefSeq, a predicted model, not a curated record